UGCUGAGCUCCGUUCCAGCCCUGACAUGCGGUGCGCCCUUGUAGCUCUCCAGAAUCCGGAGUCAGCAUCUCUGCGUCCGUUACGCACCGCUGGAGGGACGACCCGCAGCGCGCCAAGGCGACCGGCCGAGCAGCCGAGCAGCCGUGCUACAGGUUGAAGCUGCCCACUGUAAGAGAUGAAACACACUCUGUGUCCAUGUGUGUGUGUCCUCCCUGCCAGAGGCGUCUCCUCGCCACAUAACGGAGCUGGAACUAUCACGGAAUAGCGAUGCAUCUGACAUAACUCGCUGUUUUUGGAGUCGAGACCACGAGGGCAAUGAAGGUGCACUCGCCUCCGAGGAGGAGACUGAAGCGCAGCCGCGUCCUCUUCCUCCUCUCAGGUGUGCUGCUGUGUUUCGUCUACACACUGACUCUGAAGGCCAGGCUGUCGGAGCCGCGAGCCUCCGCCCGGACGGAUGACGCUCUCGGGGCAGAGGUGGGUGGUGACGAUGUGGUGGAGGUCAACGUUCGGGAGGUGAUGGCAUCCAAUGAGACGGAGGAGGAGGUCGUGUUACCUGAGAGCACCAAGCCUCCUACGGUGAUCAUCGUCAACAGGACAGAUAUUGAACAGUGUAUCUACGUAGAUCCUCACCCUCCCAAACCACCUCCAACUCCACCGCCACCGACCACCGCAGCUACCCCUCGCCCCCCCCCCCAGACCCCUCACAGGAAGGGUGAUUACCCACCGGACCUCUUCUCAGUGGAGCAGCGACAGCAGGGCUGGGUGGUGCUGCACGUCAUAGGCAUGGUUUACAUGUUUGUCGCCCUGGCCAUCGUCUGCGAUGAGUUCUUUGUUCCCGGACUGGAGGUCAUCACCACCAAGCUGGAGAUCUCCGAUGACGUGGCCGGGGCCACCUUUAUGGCGGCCGGAGGCUCCGCCCCCGAGCUCUUCACCUCCCUGAUCGGCGUCUUCAUCUCCCACAGCAACGUGGGCAUCGGCACCAUCGUUGGCUCGGCUGUCUUCAACAUCCUGUUUGUGAUCGGCAUGUGCGCCAUCUUCUCCCGGGAGAUGCUGCACCUCACCUGGUGGCCGCUCUUCAGAGACGUCACCUUCUACAUCCUGGACCUCAUCAUGCUCAUCGUCUUCUUCCUGGACAACAUGAUCCUGUGGUGGGAGAGCAUGUUGCUGCUGAUGGGCUACAUCAGCUACGUGAGCUUCAUGAAGUUCAACAGUCAGAUCGAGCAGGCGGUCAAGACCCAGAUCAACAUGCACAUGAGUAUCGUCAAGGUGUGGACCGAAGGGGAGCCAGAGAAGGAGAGUGAAGCUCCACCAGCACCUCCUCCUCCUCCUGCUGCUGCUCCUCCUCCUCCUGCUGCACCAAAAGCUGAAGUUAAAUCCAAACGAGAACCUGAACUGCCUCCAGGCACCCCUCAACGCAACAGACCGCCACCAGAUCCAGAGGACAAAGCUAGACUCAGGGUGCGUCCCGUCCUGCAGCGAGGCGGCAGCACGGCGUCCCUCCACAACACCUCGCUGAGGAGCACCAUCUUCCAGCUGAUGAUCCACACGCUGGACCCUCUGGGAGAAGAUGUUGAUGAAAAGCCAACUGAGCCGGCCAGUGCUGCUGCUGCCGGCGCACCAGGGGGCGCUGCAGCCGAGCCGUCCACCUCACAGCCUCAACAGACAAAGGAGAGGAGCGGGAAGACGGCCGACCAGCCAGGCGAGUCAAAAGCAGCAGCGGGGGGAUCAGAGGGCUCGGACGGCAGCGCCGAGGACGAGGGAGACGAGGACAGCGGCGACUCCGGUGAGAGUGAAGGUGAUGACGAUGAUGAUGAUGAUGAUGGAAACAAGGAGGAAGAGGAAAAGGAGGAAGAGGAGGAGGAGAAUGAACCGUUGUCUUUAAAGUGGCCUGAAAGCAGACGUAAGCAGGCCACCUACCUGUUCCUGCUGCCCAUCGUGUUCCCGCUGUGGCUCACGCUGCCUGACGUCCGCAACCUGGCGUCCAGACGGUAUUUUGUCGGCACAUUUUUCGGCUCCAUCAUGUGGAUCGGAGUUUUCUCCUACCUGAUGGUGUGGUGGGCUCAUCAGUUAGGUGAGACUGUUGGCAUCUCGGAGGAAAUCAUGGGCCUGACCAUCCUGGCGGCCGGAACUUCGAUCCCUGACCUGAUCACCAGUGUGAUCGUGGCCCGGAAAGGUCUGGGGGACAUGGCCGUGUCCAGCUCAGUGGGCAGUAACAUCUUCGACAUCACUGUAGGUCUGCCGGUCCCGUGGCUCAUAUACACUCUGUUACACAACGGCGAGCCGGUAACCGUCAGCUCCAACGGCCUCUUCUGCGCCAUUGUGCUGCUCUUCCUCAUGCUCCUCUUUGUCAUCAUCUCCAUCGCCGUCUGCCGCUGGAAGAUGAGUCGAAAGUUGGGCCUCACCAUGUUCGUACUGUACUUUGUGUUCCUCGUGCUCAGCGUCCUGCUGGAGGAUCGCAUCCUCACCUGCCCCAUUUCAAUCUGAGCUGACCGCCGCACAUGACCUCUGUACGUCCAGACAGGAUCAAUGCUGUACGUAGAAUGUGUUAGAUAGAAGAACCGAGCCUGAUGUCAAAAGGCUGACCUGGUGUACAGUAGACACAUGGUAGAAACACUAAACGAGCAGUGACGUUAAAGGAAAAGUCCACCCUCAACAGAGUUUUACAUUAUUAGUCUGUGAUCUUGAACAAGUUCAAGCAACUACUCUGAUAACUGUGUCCAGUUUCUCUCUGUUCAUUAUGUACUGCUCUGUAUUGACCCUACGACAUUUUAUUUGUCUGAAAUGUAUUCACUAAAUCAUUCCCUAAAAGAUUUUUGUCCAUGACACUUUUGUGCACUUUUUUUCUAACAAUACCACAAUGCAAUGUCCCGCUUCUUAUAGAUGCAAACCUUACAGUUGUGCAGCGUCACACCUGUCGGUGACGACACAAAAUGUCAGAAAUACUGCUCACAAGAGAGUGAACUAUUGAGUGUCUACAACGGAGGGAGUAGUGAACGAGGGAGUGAUUUCAUACACAACCCAGAGAGAGGCCUGUACUACGAAGCAGGAUUUGGCGUUAUAGCGAGGUAACUUCAGGGUUAACCCUUCAGGGUUUCCCGUCCUACGAAGGUGGAUCACUUCUUACCGGGGUAGAUCACCAUGAUAACUUACGCUGAACAGCUGACCUGCUCCGGAGCAGGUUAUGUUCCAGAUAAGAGAUCAACUCGUAUAAAAGCACCUUCUACUGACCAAUCAGAGCUUGGUGCGCAGAUCGUAUGAUCAUAUUACACAAAUGAAGAAGUUAGAGUCAUAAUCCAGACUAAAAACAACACAGUUUAAACUGACAGAUGCAGGAAGGACAGCUGAC
This is a messenger RNA of Sebastes umbrosus (honeycomb rockfish), 3346 nucleotides long. RefSeq names its product sodium/potassium/calcium exchanger 1-like. Gene Ontology annotation, cellular component: membrane. Gene Ontology annotation, biological process: intracellular calcium ion homeostasis; long-term synaptic depression; long-term synaptic potentiation. The coding region runs from base 316 to 2484 and encodes 722 amino acids. NCBI's taxonomy places the organism in Eukaryota, Metazoa, Chordata, Actinopteri, Perciformes, Sebastidae. The record is from RefSeq and is a predicted model, not a curated record. Gene Ontology annotation, molecular function: calcium, potassium:sodium antiporter activity; calcium channel activity. The transcript is spliced from 9 exons.